GUGUAACGUGGAACAAUGCAGUUCAGAAUACUGCUCUUGAUAAAGCUCAUCAACUGUUGAACAGCAUAUAUCUCCCACGUAUGGAGCAUUAUCGUUAUGACGAGAUUUCUUGUUCACAAUACUCUCCAUGAAGAAUAUGGUAUCUGGAUUCUCUUGGUUUCGCAGAUUGGUUGCUACUUGUACUGUUCCAGCCCGACCUUUCCGCGAUGUAAAUAUGCAAGCUGUAGGGAUUGGAAGGACAAGCAAACAUGCAGAGAGAUGGUGUUGAACGAGCAGCGCGAAUGCAGCCUGCUUGAGCCUUGGCUGGCAACACAUCAAACUCGCUGUGUGACGCAAUUCUGGUGUUUUCGGGGAUCUAGACAGAUAGGGUACGUGUAUCAUGCAGAUUCAUCGCUCCUUCCGCGAAUGAAAAGUUCCGAAUGCUCAACAUGUGUCAGCAUAUUUGCGACAGCUGAAUCCUGA
Messenger RNA from Periconia digitata, 462 nucleotides. Lineage: Eukaryota; Fungi; Ascomycota; Dothideomycetes; Pleosporales; Periconiaceae. The record is from the annotation of a GenBank genome assembly.